UCCUUGUCAUAAAAGGGAUAGAAUUUUUUUAAAGAGCCAUAUAAAACAGACCGGGAGAUGUGCAUAGAUGUUAAGGGAUGCGUUUUAUGACUGCAUAGGUAGUUGCCACCUCUCCUUAAUAUAGAAACUGCGCAGAUUUCAGUUACUUUCAAAAUAGGCGUUUCUUUCAUGUGUUUUUGGAGGGAGUGGAAAUAAAGAAGCACAGCUUGAAAGGGGGCAUGAAAAACCCUAGCAAUGGAGUCGCCUUUUGUAAUCCCUUUUUCGUCUCCCAGAUAUGGAAGUUCUGAAAUGCUUAUUAUCAGAAAGGAACCUGCAGAUCCAAGCAAACCAAAUGCUUAUUAUGCGGGCCAAUUGCUUCAUAAAUUUUUUGAUAAGCAUGCGCAGAAACCGUUGGAAUUGCUGCAUUUCCUUCGAGGGAAAUACAUGGCCGCAUGAGGUGUUUGCCUGGGGAAUACGGACUAAACCCCUUCUGCAUACAUGCUAUCCGCUUUACGAGUUACAGUAUUUGCGAACCCUACAACUUGGUUUGGAUAAAGGCCUGCCUUCCUCUGAAGGACACUAUCCAAUGCAUCUUAGAGGCGAUUGUACUACACAGCAGAUAUGGGAUGGUACAUGCCUAAGAAAAAACAAAGAAGGAUGGUUUGCAGGUAUAAUGUUCAGUGGCCAUUAAAUUUGAGGUGAUCAAAAUUGUAUGAAGAAAUAAAAAUAGAGGAAAAACUUGAAUCAACAAGAAAUGAUAAAAGUGAAUUCACAUAAUCGUCACAUACUGCAAUUAUGGAAAGCAAAUAUAGAUUGACAACCCAUUCUUUCUAAACAUGCAGUAAUCAAGUACAUUGCAAAAUAUGCAACGAAAGCUAAGAAAAGCUCAAAAACAUAUCACCAUAUAUUGAUGCAUCUUUCAAACAUGCAAAACUCUAAUGGUUUAGUUGCAUGAGCAUAUAGAAGGUUUCUGAUAGAAACUGUUAUAGAAAGAGACAUUAGAGUUCAAGAAACAUGUCACAUACUUUUAGAACUUUCGUGAU
Messenger RNA from Cryptomeria japonica (Japanese cedar), 1022 nucleotides. RefSeq lists its product as uncharacterized. NCBI's taxonomy places the organism in Eukaryota, Viridiplantae, Streptophyta, Pinopsida, Cupressales, Cupressaceae. The transcript has 5 exons. The coding region runs from base 275 to 670 and encodes 131 amino acids. The record is from RefSeq and is a predicted model, not a curated record.